AUGAGCGCGCUACUCGAAACUUCGCUGGGCGACAUCGUGAUCGACCUUCUGGUCGAUGAGUCGCCCAAAGCCUGUGAAAACUUUUUGAAGCUGUGUAAAAUCAAGUACUACAAUUUCGCCCCGGUGCACAGCGUCCAGAAAGACUUUAGCUUCCAAACCGGCGACCCGCUAGGCCCCGACGCCCCCGAGAGCGAUGGCGGAUCUUCGAUAUGGGGAUUGCUGGGUGGCCCCUCGAAGCGCACCUUUCCGAUCGAACUGCCGCCCAAAAUGAAGCAUCUCGAACGUGGAACCGUGAGCAUGGCCACGGUGCCUGCGGCCAACGAUCCCGACCAGCGCAUGGCCGGGAGCCAGUUUCUCAUCACGCUCGGCGAUAACUUGGAUUACUUGGAUGGCAAGGCGGCCAUCUUUGGCAAGGUAGUGGAGGGCUUCGAUGUCCUGGAGAAGAUCAAUGAGUCGUUCAUUGAUGACCGGGGUCGGCCCUUGAAGGAUAUCCGUAUACGCCACACGGUCGUCCUCGACGACCCAUUUGCCGACCCCGCUGGUCUGGUCGAGCCCCCCGAGAGUCCGGUGCCGUCCAAGGCCCAGUUGGCUACGGUGCGCAUCGCGGACGACGAGGAGCUGGAUGACGAUAUGGACGAAGCGGCUAUGGAAAAGCUGCGCCGUGAGCGCGAAGCUCGUGCCCAGGCGCUGACUUUGGAAAUGGUCGGUGAUCUUCCUUUCGCCGAUGUCAAGCCCCCCGAGAAUGUGCUCUUCGUCUGCAAGUUGAAUCCCGUCACACAAGAUGAGGACCUCCAGCUGAUCUUCAGUCGCUUUGGCACUAUUCUCUCCUGUGAGGUGAUCCGAGACAAGCGCACGGGUGACAGUCUGCAGUAUGCGUUCAUCGAGUUUGAGAACCAGAAAGACUGCGAGCAGGCCUACUUCAAGAUGCAGGGCGUGCUGAUUGACGAUCACCGCAUCCACGUUGACUUCUCACAGAGUGUCUCGAAGCUGUCAGACAGCUGGCGCAACGCGACCAUCACGAAGCGCCAACAGCGAGGCGGGUUCGGUGGUGUCGCCGAUCUGGAAGAGAAACGCCAGUACCGAGCGUUCGAAACCCCUCGUGCAAACGAAAAGGACGAUGCCUACAACAUGGUCUUUGACCGCUCGCGCAAAGAUCGGCCAGCGGGGUCCUCCGCCCCUCGUGGCGCCGGCCGGUCAGAUCACAACCCACGCACUGAUUCACGUCGGGACCGGCGCAAUAGUCGCAGUCCCCGAGCUCGAGACACGCAUCAAGCCCGGUUCCGGCACCGAGAGUCAAGUAGGAGCCCCGGGCGGGGAGACUCACGGCGAGAUCGCGAUCGAGGUCGCUACCGUGAUGCCCGUGACCGUGACCGUGACCGUGACCGCGGCCGUCGAGAUGACCGGUACGUGCGACGAUGA
This is a messenger RNA of Penicillium canariense, 1419 nucleotides long. RefSeq names its product PPIL4 family peptidylprolyl isomerase. Bases 1 to 1419 code for a protein of 472 amino acids. Gene Ontology annotation, cellular component: nucleus. Lineage: Eukaryota; Fungi; Ascomycota; Eurotiomycetes; Eurotiales; Aspergillaceae. The record is from RefSeq and is a predicted model, not a curated record. Gene Ontology annotation, molecular function: RNA binding; peptidyl-prolyl cis-trans isomerase activity. The transcript has 4 exons. Gene Ontology annotation, biological process: protein peptidyl-prolyl isomerization.